Molecule: messenger RNA, 2542 nt
Organism: Salvia miltiorrhiza (redroot sage)
Lineage: Eukaryota; Viridiplantae; Streptophyta; Magnoliopsida; Lamiales; Lamiaceae
Product: probable CoA ligase CCL8
Exons: 18
Coding region: 333-1739 (468 amino acids)
Biological process (GO): fatty acid metabolic process
Molecular function (GO): medium-chain fatty acid-CoA ligase activity
Source: RefSeq, a predicted model, not a curated record
GAAAACGCAAGCUUUCCCCUUCACGAAAUCAAGGACCCGUCACCAAAGAUUCAAGAUUGAAGAAGCCCACGUAGCCGUCGGCAAGAAUGGAGUGGGACGCCAUGUACUAUUAAAAUACUUAAAUGAUAUUUUCCUUAAUAUUCAGACCACCUAAUUAGAUGGGCGUAUUUAAGACAACCAACCACAUGGUCCGAUUGAGCGCCAGCUCUUGCCCUUGCUCUGCCUAAUCACCUGUCCGAUUCUUGCAUUCUUUGACUUCUUUUCCUCUUAAAGUUUCAAACUUUUCCUCUCAGGCUCGCUUGCUUUCUUCUGAUACACGUAAUAGUAUAGUCAUGGAGCUGGUCAAGAAAGUUUCCCAUAGAGGAUCUACAGCUCCAGAUAGUAUUGCAAUAAGAUCUGAUCAAAAAAGCCAUACUUAUCAUCAGCUGGUUGAAUCUGCUAAGAACAUAUCUAACUUGUUAUCCAGUGCUGAUUUAAAAACUGUCAAUAGCCCUGGGAAAAACAACCAUUUUGCUGGAGCUAGGGUUGGAAUUGUUGCUAAACCUUCUCCCGAGUUUGUUGCUGGAGUGCUUGGAACAUGGUUCAGUGGAGGUGUUGCGGUUCCCCUUGCACUCAGCUACCCGGAAGCAGAGCUUCUGCAUGUGAUGAAUGAUGCGGAUAUUACCAUGAUUCUGAGUACUGAAGAUCAUCACGAACUAAUGAAAGCUGUUGCAGCCAAGACGUCUUCUCAAUUAUCUCUCCUUCCUCCUGUUUCAUCAACUGGAGUUGAUCGCACAAAUUCACAGGAAACUGAAGUUUCUCAGGCGAUUAGUGGAGAUGAUCCUGCGUUGAUCAUUUAUACAAGUGGCACGACAGGAAAGCCUAAAGGAGUUGUGCACACACACGAAGGUAUAUUAGCACAGGUCCAAAUGCUAUCAGAUGCUUGGGGAUACACAUCCGACGAUCAAUUCUUGCACUGCCUUCCACUACAUCAUGUGCACGGACUGUUUAACGCGCUGCUUGCUCCUCUGUAUGCUGGUUCAUUGGUUGAAUUCAUGCCGAAAUUCAGUGUAAGGGGAAUCUGGCAGAGAUGGCGAGAAUCUCACCCAGAUGACCAAACGAAAGCUGAAGAUGCUAUAACUGUGUUCACCGGAGUUCCAACUAUGUACACACGUUUAAUACAAGGGUAUGAAUCGAUGGAUCCCGAACUACAAACUGCUUCUGCUACAGCUGCAAGAAAGUUGCGUCUCAUGAUGUGUGGCUCGUCUGCUCUCCCUCUUCCAGUUAUGCAACAGUGGGAAUCUAUCACCGGGCACCGCCUUCUGGAACGGUACGGCAUGACAGAGUUUGUCAUGGCACUAUCGAAUCCCCUACAUGGCAAGCGGAAGGGGGCUACAGUCGGCAAGCCUCUUCCCGGUGUGCAGGCCAAGAUCCUUGCAGAAGAUGGUAGUACAGACGCUGAGGUUGGCGAGCUUUACAUUAAAAGUCCUUCAUUGUUCAAGGAAUAUUGGAAGCUGCCCGAGGUGACUAAGGAGUCGUUUAUUGAUGGUGGUUUCUUCAAAACUGGAGAUGCUGCCAGAAUCGAUGAAGAUGGAUACUAUGUCAUCUUGGGACGUACUAAUGCUGAUAUUAUGAAGGUUGGUGGCUACAAAUUAUCUGCUCGCAGUUCUUUUAGAGCAUCCAACUAUUUCAGAGUGUUGUGUGUUGGGGUUGCCCGACAAAGCCUAUGGGGAAGCUGUAACGGCUAUAGUUAUACCUGAUUCAGAGAUUAAAAGAAAACGAGACAAGGAGUUGAAGCCGGCUCUAUCUCUUGAAGAACUGUCCACAUGGGCAAAAGAGAAACUUGCACCGUAUAAGAUAAAGGGAUCGUCCGUCCACCGCCGCCGGCCAGCCACCUGCAGUUGAACGACGUCGCGCCGCUGCCGACACCGCCAUCGCCACCGCUCCGCCGCCGACCACUACCGUUUAUUGAGUUCGAAUUUGGAAAACUGUGCUGAAAUAGAAGUUGUAGAUUGUCUCGAUACGAGUUCGUGAGCACAAACGGAUCAUAAAUAGGAGUUCGGACGAGAAAGUUAUGGCCGAAACAAAAACGUCGCGCGCAGCAGUCAAAAUUCGGCGACCUAAACGGCGACCGCUGAAAAUGGGCGUUUUGAAGAACAAAAACGGCGACCAAAAUGGCGACCGCCAAAAUCUCUGUUUCAAAUUUGCACUACGAGCGUUAAAUUCGGCGAGCGCCGAAUUUCGCCGAUUUUCAGCCCAAAAACGGCGACCAACUCGGCGAUCGCCGAGUUUGGUCGCCGAAAUGGGCGGUUUUGCGAGAUUUUCCGUUUUUUAGAGUUUUUCUGGGUUCCAAAUAUUGUAUUUUACCCUGACACUAUAAAUAGGUCUUCUUUUGACCUAUUUUGGGUUCCUUUUUCAGUUCCCAACUUUUAUUUUUCAAUUUCAUAGCUUUAGAAUUUAUUGCUUUCCAGUUUUUACUGCUUGGAUUGGAUUUCCACAAGAUUGAAUAUUCAAGCCGCUACAAUUGUUCUUAUUCAAUUUUUAUAUAAUUCAGUUCUUUCAA